UCCGGAACAAAGGAAUGAUUUUGCUGUCCGUCAUAUGGAGCACUUGCUAUAUGUGCAUGUGAAAUUGGCCUCCGUAUACCUGCACCAGCUGAAGCAGAUGUCAUUAUAAGUAGUGUUUAAUUAUUCACUUGGAUUCGACGAAGUGGGUUAUUAUUGGCUUCCCAGUUUGUUAUCCACCGUCGUCAAGGCAACAUCAGAAAGCAGCUAAAGCACGAAACAAUCACGGGCGUAGUUGGAUACAAUAUUGCUCCACAAAGUAAUAGACAUUAUGACCACCAAACAAUGGAACUUAAAUAUGAAAAAUGAAAGCGGUGUUUCUUCACAGAUAGUUGGUUAUUCCAAGACCAAGGAGUAACUGAUUACGUCACUGGUGGAGGUAACCCAGCCCCUCGAAUCACGUUCAGAGUCAUCCCGUUGGCUGUUUUCCCGGUCACGUGACUAACAAUGGGUUUUCUGAAUCGAAAACCAUUUCCGCCUGCAGGCACUAGCGCUUUACCGUUUUCACUUGUUUAAUUCCUAACUCUCUUGUAUAUCCUGUGAAAAACACGUAGACUUCAUCAUCCAUUCAGUUCUUUAAAAGAGGGAAAGGCGUGCGGUCGCACGGCUGUCGGUCGUCCUUGCCCAAUAGUCAUGUGCUUUUCGAAUCAAACCUGAUUUUUCCCAAUUGAACAAUUUUAUUUUGUUUUCCAUUUUCGAAAAUCAAAGGCCAACCACAAAAAGAAUCCCAUCAGUGACCUUGGUAGCAAUCAGUGUCUUGUCAACCUUUGACGACUCUUGUCGUGUGGUAAUUUCUUUUUGCCAAUUGGAAAGCAAUGGAAAUGAGUCCAAACUAACUAGGCAUUAGGUAGACAACCGGUGACGCUACAAGACGUGCCAAUCCGCCUCUCUUAACCGAGGAAAAGUUUUGAAUUUCAGUUUGUCGUCAUCUUCUCACAAAUGGGGUUAUGUUGUUUUGGGUCAUCUGAUCGCGUUGAGCCCGGACCACCACAGAGUGGUAGAAGGCGAGGGAGCGAUGAUUUCCAUGGGGUCGUCGACGAGCGCAGCUGUACCGACAUAGUAUUUUUGGCAAUUUUCCUGGCUUUUCUAGGCGGACUGGGAUAUGGACUUUAUUAUGCCGUUGAACGAGGAGAUAUUAAUCGCAUGGUUUUCGGUUUUGACAUCGAUGGCGACAUAUGUGGUCGACCAAACCGGCCUCACCCGAAUAUCACGACCAGUGGCAAAGACACAACCCGACAGACAUUCCUCGACAUCGAGUCCUUCAACCUGAAUAAUCUCGAUCCGGUUAUCAUGGGAAGAUGUGUUAACAGUUGCCCAACCAACAGGUCACCGCCCAUCUUAAACCGCUGCUUGGAAAUUCAUGCUACGUCGACUGAGGCGACUAAUUGGUUCCUGAGUUCCACUGGAUUGGCCAAGUUUUUCAACCAAUUCGCCUUAGAUUUUGAGCUUUGUUGGAGAGAGGUUGUUUACCUCUGCCUCAUUUCAUUGGGUUUAUCGCUGGUACUUACUGUUCUCUUCCGCUUCUUAGCCGGUGCAAUGAUUUGGUUAUUGCUGAUUGCCCUCGUCCUCGGCUCACUCGGUGGUACGGGUUACCUCUGGUGGUUAUGGCAUGGAAUGCGGGGCACUUCCGGGGAGAAUAGCAUGAUGGCUUACGCAAUCCUCAUGUCAAUCGUAUCCGUUUUAAUUUUGCUGAUAGUCUUGGUCAUGAGAAAGCGGGUUGAGCUGGUGGCUGCCUUGUUUCGAGAAGCCGGAAAAUCUGUCCACGCCAUGCCACUUCUUCUCAUUCAACCGAUAUGGACUUUGUUGGCCUUGUGCAUUUUGUGCGCCGCAUGGGCCUACGCCGCUUUGUGGAUUGAGAGCGCCGGAUAUCCAACUAGGACGGAAGCAGGGACCGUUUUCUUUAGAAAAGAUACAUUCUUGCAAGUUAUCCGAUGGUACAACAUCUUUGCUGCCCUUUGGAUUUCACAGCUCUGUUUGGCAUGCCAGAACCUUAUUAUUGCUGGAGCCGUUGCUGAUUGGUUCUUUACAAGAGAUAAAUCACGUUUGGGAUGCCCAGUAGCUAGAUCAGUGGGUUAUGCAGUCCGCUAUCAUUUGGGCUCAUUAGCGUUCGGCUCUUUGCUGAUCGCCUUAAUGAAAUUGGUCCGGAUGUUGUUUAAUUAUUUAGAGCGCAAACUACGCAAUGCCAACACGACGUGUUUCGGUUUAGUUACUUGCUUAACCUGUUUUUGCAAGUGCUGCCUUUAUUGCUUCGAAAAGUUCCUUCAAGGCCUCUGUUCGAAUGCCUACAUCGAAAUCGCCAUUUAUGGAGAGAAUUUCUGCUGGUCUGCUGGACGAGCUUUCAAAAUGCUGUCAAACAACGCGCUGCGUGUCAUCGCAAUCAAUUCUGUGGGAGACUUUAUUCUUUUCUUGGGAAAAGCUGGCGUCGUUACAGCAGUCGUCUUUAUCGGAAUCGAACUGAUCAAAGAUAAACCCGGUGUCGUGUAUAUCUGGACACCAAUCCUCAUCGCCGCCAUUUUCGCUUAUUUAAUAGCGCAUUGUUUUAUCUCCGUCUUCGAGAUGUGCAUCGAUACAGUUUUCAUUUGCUUUUGCGAAGACUGCGAGAUCAACAACGGACAGGACCAACCGUAUUUCAUGAGCCGUGGACUGAUGGAAUUUGUGGAAAAGAGUAAAAAAGCUCUGAGAGCGCGUGCCGGUCGAGAUCGUGCCCGGCAACAGCAACCCAAAGGGGCGUACGAUAACCCGGUGAUGGAUUCUGUCAACGAUCAUGGGCCUUGGAACACUGGAGUUCCGCCUCCUCCCUAUGAAUUCCAUCCCACUGCCCCUCCUCUCAGUUCCCGAAGAUAAAAUAGAAAUUUAUUUUUUUUUUGUGUGUCGCCAUCACGCAAGUAUCUGAUAUGCGAUCAAUGAGUCAUUUCCGCGCUGUCUUUAUAUUUUAUGGAAGUACCUACAGUUUAUGAAAAUCUGAAUGCGAGUGAAUUGUUUGUUAAAAGGCUCGUCUUUGACGCCGACCGUCAGUUUGUUUUCGUCGGUCCAGUAUAUGUUUUCGAGAGUUUCUUGUUCUCCGUUCGUGUUCGUUUAUAAGUUUGCGUUCUAAUGUUUGCACACCAUUGGUGUUCUUCUAUCUUGUUAGCGAGACAAAUUGUAACGUGAUAAAUCGUUUUCUCGGCCGAACGAAGUGAGCGAUCCUAUAACUGUCACAAGUGAUUCAUGCUCAAUUUUUCGGCAAUAAACAUGGAACCAAGGCGAGUGUUGGAUCGAUACCCAUUA
This is a messenger RNA of Daphnia magna, 3264 nucleotides long. Its product is annotated as choline transporter-like protein 1. Gene Ontology annotation, cellular component: membrane. Gene Ontology annotation, molecular function: transmembrane transporter activity. The record is from RefSeq and is a predicted model, not a curated record. NCBI's taxonomy places the organism in Eukaryota, Metazoa, Arthropoda, Branchiopoda, Diplostraca, Daphniidae. The coding region runs from base 937 to 2841 and encodes 634 amino acids. Gene Ontology annotation, biological process: transmembrane transport. The transcript has 16 exons.